Messenger RNA from Ctenopharyngodon idella (grass carp), 4088 nucleotides. It is a transcript of the gene tp53i11b, whose product is annotated as tumor protein p53 inducible protein 11b. Bases 328 to 897 code for a protein of 189 amino acids. The transcript is spliced from 8 exons. NCBI's taxonomy places the organism in Eukaryota, Metazoa, Chordata, Actinopteri, Cypriniformes, Xenocyprididae. The record is from RefSeq and is a predicted model, not a curated record.
GUGUAUGUGUGACAUUACGGUAAAUUUAUAGAUCCGUCGGAGUCUUGGUUGUUUGCAAACCCAAAGAGCACUGCAAUGUAAAUGUAUCCAGAGAAUAAUCGGACAGCAUACCGAAAAUAGCGCAGCAGAAACGCAGAAGACCUCAGAAAGCUUCUUUCAACUAAACUGCUUCCUGAACACCUCCAGGCUCAAUAGUGCUGGAGCCUCAGACGCAUUUCAUACUUUCCUCAUCGAUUGUGACGCCAAACUCCUCUCUCCCUCUGCUGAGGGAGCGCUUGCUGACCCUCUGUACCUCUGCUGUCCAGUACACAAAAGCAGACUGCUGGAAUGGCUUCCAAAUCUCAUCCACCUCUCAUGAAGAAACACAGUCAGACCGAUCUGGUGAGCCGACUCAAGACUCGCAAGAUCCUGGGCGUGGGUGGAGAGGAUGAUGAUGGAGAGGUGCACAGGUCAAAGAUCAGUCAGAUGCUGGGGAAUGAGAUCAAGUUUGCGGUUCGAGAGCCUGUGGGACUGAGGUUAUGGAUUCUCUUCUCUGCUGUGGUUUUCACAGUCAUGGCCCUGAUGGCCCUAGUCUUCCCCAACCAGCUGUAUGAGGUUGUAUUUGAUCAGGAGCAAACAGCCACCAGUGUCUCUAUACGUCUCUAUGGAGGGGCCAUUCUCAGUCUCUCUCUGAUCAUGUGGAAUGGCUUGUACACUGCUGAAAAGGUUAUCAUCCAGUGGACGUUACUUAGCGAGGCCUGCUACUUUGCCAUCCAGUUUUUAGUGACUUCUGUCACUCUGGUGGAACUGGGCUCCCUGCCAAACGCUGCCAUCCUCCUCCUCCUCAGUCGCGUAUUCUUCCUCACUGUCACGCUGUCCUACUACUACAAUCUGGGACGCCGGCCCAAGAAGAUCUGAGAGCCCCGCACACACCUAAGUGACGCUGGGCUAGAGUUUCCAUCUGAAGCUUUGAACAGUGACACAGUCAAACAACAUCAACCUGUUCAUCUGGCGUCGAGCCUCACUGCAAGGACGACGCCAACCAGGCCUUCAUUUUAAUUUCAACUUACACACAACACAGGAGUUUGCCUUUUUAAUGGGAAAUGCUCACAAUCUGGUCAAAUAAAUUCCAUUUUUAAAUUUCAGAUAGUGUGCAGUCACAGUGUAGCCCUCCUCAUUCAACGUUUAUCACGUAAAGUAUUGCACACCGUAGCCGAGCUUGAAAUGCUGGCGUAAUUGUCUGUAGCUAAGGUAUCAAUAAAACUGUAAAUCAUUUCAUGUAAUAAUGCCAAUGACUUUGAGCUUGUAGUCAUGUGACGUGCGUGAGGGUGGCUAGUGAACACUAGAAUGUGUGUUUUCUGUGCAGGUCAUUCAGUAUUUGAGCAGUUGUUACUGGUUGGUGUAUUUGUGUCACUGCUGUAUCACUGAACCAGGAACAUCCUGCUCUAUGUGGAACGAGUUCUCAUAUGAGAAUGGUUAUAAAAAGUUUAUGGAUGACACACACAACAGGUUAGUUUGUUUGGUUAGCUAGUUGGUGCAUUGACCUCGAAAACCCCCUCUAGUCGCACUGUUUCAGGAACUUCAAUUUGAACUAAUUAUCCAUGUUUCAAAUAACAACUUUAUCCAUGUUUUUCUUAUUGCCAAGUUCAUUUUCAUCAAGUGUAUAUGAACAAGACACUUUUUUCUUUUAGUAGUAAUGCCACAGAACAUGGUUUUGUAGCACAAUGGUAUGUUUCAUUCAUUUUAAUAAGCAAUGUAGCAGUAUUUUCCCUCACAUUUCCCUAAUGUUGCCUUAAUAUGCCAAACUGCACAAGCGUUCCACAUGUCAGCACACUGCCAGUUGUUUGUAUUCCUCAAAAGAGCUGUAUAAAUAUACAUAUUUUUUGUUGAUUUGCAAUUUUCCAGUUGCUUAUUUAUUGGCCUGCCCAAAAGUUUUUGCAUACAGUAGGUUAUUUUUUUUGUGGUAUCACUUGCAUGUUUAUUGUCUGAGUUGUUCAGUCAUUGUAUGCCCUUGAUGACAAUUCUUGUGCGAGUUCUGCUGAGACAAACUGCAAAAUUAACAUGAGCGGUGUGUGUGUUUUUACACGUUUGCUGCCUUGUGUGUAGUGUUGUCAAAAGUACCGACCGUGAUACAAGUCGAUAGUGAAACACCUCUGAUUGGCCAUCGUGUUCACGUGCUCAUCAGAUAUGUCUGUGAUUGGCUACAAUGAUCAACGCACGGGAGCGUUUGAAAGUAAACAAGUGUUCGAAUUUGGAAGCGUGAAAUGUGAAAUACACAUUUUAUGUGUUGUUGACGUGUUAAAAUUCAUGUGUUUUUGAACCAUUUGACCUUCCAUAUGCUGAUAGACGCCUGCUUUCAAACGCUCCCGUGUGUAUCUAUGUAAACAUAUCGUAAAUAGACAUCAACGACGCUCUUCACCGAGCGCUUACACAGAUACACACAGGAGCGUUUGAAAGCAGGCGUCUGUCAGCGUAUGGAAGGUCAAAAGGUUCAAAAACGUGAAUUUUAACACAUCAACAACACAUAAAAUAUGUGUAUUUCACGCGUUGAAUGCGUUUGCGCUUGAAAAAUCAGCGCAAAAAUAUAUUUAACACGUAUUUAACGUGCAAACAAUGCGUAUUUAAUGCGUGAAAUACGUGUGAAAUACACAUAUUUUACGUGUUGUUGACGUGUUCAAAAUCACGUGUUUUUAAACCUGUACGGAUGGCCAAAAGGUUCAAAAACACUUGAAUUUUAAUAGGUCAACAACACAAAAUACGAAUAUUUAACGCAUAUUUCACGUGCAAACAACGCGUGUUUAACAUGUGAAAUACGUGUAAAAUACACAUUUUACGUGUUGUUAAUGUGUUAAAAUUCACGUGUUUUUGAACCUUUUGGCCUUCCAUACGCUGAUAGACGCCUGCUUUCAAACGCUUCCGUGUGUAUGUAUUUUACGUGUUAAAUACGUGUUGCUUGCGCGUAAAAUACGUGUUAAAUACACACAUUUUACGUGUUGUUGACUUGUUUAAAAUUCACGUUUUUUUUAACCUUUUGGCCUCCGAUAUUCGCUGAUAGACGCCUGCUUUCAAAUUCUUCACUUUCAAAAGGCUUUCAAACGCUCUCGUUCAUUGAUCAUUGUAGCCAAUCACAGACAUAUCUGAUGAGUGCAUAAACACAAAGGCCAAUCAGAGGAAUCCGCUCAACAGCGCUCAAAGCGUCACAUUUUUUAAAUUUCUGUACCCACUUGGUACCGAAGUCUGUACUUUUGACAACACUACUUGUGUGUAUUUGCUGUUAUUUUUGAAAGUGUCCAUUAGUUACAACAGUGACAACAUCUGCUGAAAGCAUAAUCGAAUUGAAAGCAUUUUAUAACUUUAAUAGCAUAACUUUUUUGGAUUUUGGAAAAAUGUUGAUCGGAUAUAUUGAAGGAAGCAAUACAACCUAUACAGGAAAUUUCUGUUAAAUGUUACGUGCGAGGCUACCAUGCUUGUUGGGUAUUUUCAUAUAUGAUAGAGCUUCAGUGGAGAAAAAAAGUCUGUAUGUUUGUGUACGGUAUGUGGACAGAAGUAGCAGUUACUCUCUCUAAGGUUUAUUUAGGUUUUCGCAUUUAACUAAUGGGUAAUAAAGAAGUUCAGCCUUGUAGAGGCUUACGUUUCUUUCACAACCCAGUUUGAUUUAGUCUCUUUGUUUGUUGUCUUUACUUACGAACAUGUAGUUCAAAUCUCAGUACAAACCUUUCCUCUUACUGUUCUGAAAAUAUAUUAAACCAAACCAAUCCUAGCUAGUAAUUCAGAAUAGGCACGGCUGUUACUGUAUGUUCUGUUCCUCUCAUUAAAAAGCAAGCUCUCGUCCCUCUUUACACUCGCUCAGCUAAAUAUGAUGACGGCAAAUGGCAAACAUGAAUCAUUUGUUAUUCAUGUCUCCAUGAUGAGAAUUGUGUUGCCAUGCUAUUAGAAAUAAAUAGUUAGCUGCUAGUGGCUUCAGCUGUCUGCCGACGGUAUACAUAAUGCCUCUGAAGGGAUGUUAAUGUACUUUUUAAAUGUGUGUGUAAAUAUUUAAUUGAGAAAUGUUAUUGUUAUGGACCUGCAUCGUUAUCUUUUUGGAAUAAAGAAAAUGUACAUUUAUCGAA